AUGGACGCCAACAUCCAGCGGGCGCUGAACGACAAGCUCUACGACAAGCGCAAGGUCGGAGCACUCGAGCUCGAGAAGAUCAUUCGCGAUCUCGUCGUGGCCAAGGAUUUCCAGCGCGUCCACGACGUUCUCGAGCAGCUCGUCAGUGACUACGCAUACGCCGUGCAUCAGCCCCAUGCGCGCAACGGCGGCUUGAUCGGCCUCGCUGCCGCUGCUAUUGCCCUGGGCACCGAGCUGCCGCGCUAUCUCGCCAAGAUUGUGCCGCCUGUAUUGGCGUGCUUCACUGACCAGGAUGCAAGGGUCAGGUAUUAUGCGUGUGAAGCCAUGUACAACAUUGCAAAAGUCGCCAAGGGCGAGAUUUUGGUGUAUUUUAACAGCAUAUUCGAUCAGCUUUGCCGGCUUGGUGCGGACUCGGAGCUCUCCGUCAAAAAUGGCGCCGAACUGCUGGACCGGCUCGUCAAAGACAUUGUUUCCGAGUCUGCUGCCUCGUAUGUUUCCAUCCUUGAAGCUUCUACAGACUUUGACGGCGGCAACAAGACGGACCUCGACGACGACAAUGUCCCCUUACCCACCGCCUUCUCGCUGGUUCGGUUUAUUCCCCUUCUCAAGGAACGCAUCUGGGUCAUCAACCCCUUCACGCGCCAAUUUCUGGUGGGCUGGAUCACCCUGUUGGACUCCAUACCGGACUUGGAGCUCGUGACAUAUCUUCCCGACUUUCUCGCUGGAAUUCUCAAGUUCCUGAGCGACCAGAACACGGAUGUGCGGACCGCCACGCACGCCUGCCUCGACAAAUUUCUGAACGAGAUUAAGCGGAUUGCGCGGGUCAAGAAGGGGAUUCUGGAGAGCAGGAAGUCGAGAGAAGGCGGCAAAAGAAGACGGCAAGAUUCCAUGGAUACGGGCAGCAUUCGCCCCGAUUUGGAAGAGGGGGAAGAGGUCGAGUCGGAGGCCCUGAACGAUGACGACGACGACAGCAUCGAGGAGGACUGGAUCCCAGGUCAAGAUGUCGAGAUCAAUUACAAGGAGGUGCUGGAGAUCCUUACCGCGACGUUGGAUUCGCCGCUAGAGGAAGAUAGUCUUCUAGAAUCGCUGAGAUGGAUUGUUGAGUUCCUCGACAUUUGUCCAGAGGAAGUCCUGCCGUUCACACCCAAGAUUCUGGCUCAUAUGCUGCCAGCCAUGGCAAGCACGAAAGAGACUAUUCAUCGGGCGGCAACGAGGGUCAACACGUGCCUGCUUGACUACGUGGUGUCUCUGUCGGACGAGGCUGGGAUCGAUCUCGACUACGCCGCGGCUGUCAACUCCUUGACGCUGCUGUUCCUCAACGACCACGAGGCGACUCGCGUCGCUGCGCUGACCUGGCUCAUCAUGCUACACAGAAAGGCCCCGAGAAAGGUGUUGGCCUUCAACGACGGCACCUUUCCCGCUCUUCUCAAGACUCUCUCGGACCCCUCCGACGCCGUCGUCACCAGGGAUCUCCAGCUUUUGUCGCAAAUAUCGCGCAACAGCGAGGACGACUACUUCGCGAAUUUCAUGGUGAAUCUCUUGCAGCUCUUUUCGACGGACCGCAAGCUCCUGGAGACGCGUGGAAACCUCAUCAUUCGUCAGCUAUGCAUCAGCCUCAGUCCCGAGCGGAUAUACCGUACCCUGGCCGAGUGCAUCGAGAAGGAGGAGGAUGUCGAGUUUGCCAGCAUCAUGGUACAGAACCUCAACAACAAUCUCAUCACAGCGCCUCAGCUUGGCGAAGUGCGGAAAAGGCUGCGCAACCUGGAGACCAAGGACGGACAGACGCUCUUUGUGGCUCUGUUCCGGUCAUGGUGCUACAACGCCGUUGCCACCUUUUCAUUGUGCUUGCUUGCCCAGGCCUAUGAACAGGCCUAUCACCUGCUGCAGAUUUUUGGCGAGCUGGACAUGACUGUCAACCUCUUGAUCCAGGUCGACAAGCUUGUCCAGUUGAUUGAAUCGCCCGUCUUCACUUACCUGAGGCUUCAGCUUCUGGAGCCUGAGAAGUAUCCCUAUCUGUACAAAUGCAUGUACGGGAUCCUGAUGCUAUUACCGCAAUCGUCGGCAUUUGCUGCCUUGAAAAACCGCCUCAACAGUGUCAGCUCCAUAGGCUAUUUGCACGUGGCCCCCCGGGGCGCAUCAGCAUCGGCCAGCGGCGCCAACUAUGACCGACCAAACCGAUUGAAAGGGCGAGAUGACGGGAGCAUCCGGUGGCAAGAGCUGCUGGAGAAAUUUCGCAGCGUCCAAGAAAGAGCGAGGAGAACACAGCGACACAUGCUGGACGGUGAAGAGAUGCCAGCGGCUGGACUCUCUGAGUUGAGAAUGAGCGAAGGCCCGCUCGAAAUCAAGGGGAGGGAAAGCCGCGGGCCGACUCCGACUGUGCCCCCGCCGGUGCCCCAAAAAGACUCUACGCCGGUGGCACCAGUUAAGAAGUCUGGCCUGGGCAGGCAGUUUGGAAGGCUUGGAGGUGCCGUAUCGGGAAAAAGCCGUCGCAAUCAGUAG
Hirsutella rhossiliensis is the source of this 2499-nucleotide messenger RNA. Its product is annotated as vacuolar 14 fab1-binding domain-containing protein. NCBI's taxonomy places the organism in Eukaryota, Fungi, Ascomycota, Sordariomycetes, Hypocreales, Ophiocordycipitaceae. Bases 1 to 2499 code for a protein of 832 amino acids. The record is from RefSeq and is a predicted model, not a curated record. The transcript is spliced from 9 exons. Gene Ontology annotation, biological process: phosphatidylinositol biosynthetic process; positive regulation of kinase activity. Gene Ontology annotation, cellular component: endosome membrane; fungal-type vacuole membrane; PAS complex.